CAUGCAUCGAUCUAGUUGUGGACAUACGGUAUCCAAAUCUAACAGGUUACGACCCCAAGAGACGGGAAAUGGAAGUUGGGGUCCCUGGCCAUGUGCCCAUGUCUAUGGGCCAACUCCAAGGGCAAAUUCUGUUGGAGAUUAUUACUCUUAAAGGAACAUCGGUACUUACUGGAACCAACUGCGCAGCGGCAUGGCAACUGAGGCGCCAUAGAGUCAAGUGGCCAAUGAAGCAGUAAUUAUUCAGUUUCGGACGCGAGUUACGCGCAGUCCGCAUAAGCACACUGCUGAUGAACUUUAUCGCCCUGAUCCAAAGGAGAAAGUUGGUACAUAUUUCUUCACAGUAUUGUUUCAUGAAGCGAUGACAAUGAUCGGUAUCCAAUGUGCGUGCAUGAAAUUGUGGCUGUGUGCAUUAUCGGGUGUGGCCAAGAUCAUCUCAGCGAAAUAUGUCAUCCAAUGCAACCGUCGUCCUCCCAGGCGACAUCAUCGAUGCACACAGCGAGGGGAAGAAAUCUUUGAAGCUGGGACCAGGCCUUCUGCAAGUGUCUUCGGUUUCGGCAUCUCGCGGACAGGAUCCAAUUGUGGCGACACGUCCUGGCCUUCUGAAGACUUCUGAGGGAAAAAACUGGUGGAUCGAGGUUAAUCAACGACGGUAUAUCCCAAGCGUUGGAGAAUCAGUCGUCGGCGUCAUUAUUGCACGACAUGCCGAUAGCUAUCGGGUAGACAUUGGAUCCGCACACCUUGCGACCCUCGAUGCCCUUGCGUUUGAGGGGGCUUCUAAACGGAACAGGCCGAAUCUCAAGGUUGGGAUGCUGGUAUAUGCGCGUGUUUCCCUCGCACAUCGUGACAUGGACCCCGAGCUGCAGUGUUUUCAUCCUUCCACACACAAGGCGGACGGCUAUGGGGAGCUGAAAGAGGGACUGAUGGUCUCCUGUUCGUUGGGGCUCGCUCGUUCUUUGCUUUUAGGUGGGAAUCCCCUUCUUCCACGGAUUGGUUCCCAGUUUCCAUUCGAAAUUGCUAUCGGUAUCAAUGGAAGAGUGUGGCUGAAGGGCUCCAAUGUUUUGAAAACAGCAGUACUGGCGCGGGCUAUUGAGUGGGCCGACAGUAAUGAAGGAUACACAGAGUCGGACGCGCAGCAUUGGGUUGACCUGCACUCUGAUCCAUGA
Messenger RNA from Cantharellus anzutake, 1163 nucleotides. RefSeq lists its product as uncharacterized. Gene Ontology annotation, cellular component: cytoplasmic exosome (RNase complex); nuclear exosome (RNase complex). NCBI's taxonomy places the organism in Eukaryota, Fungi, Basidiomycota, Agaricomycetes, Cantharellales, Hydnaceae. The coding region runs from base 444 to 1163 and encodes 239 amino acids. Gene Ontology annotation, molecular function: RNA binding. Gene Ontology annotation, biological process: nuclear polyadenylation-dependent rRNA catabolic process; CUT catabolic process; TRAMP-dependent tRNA surveillance pathway. The record is from RefSeq and is a predicted model, not a curated record. The transcript is spliced from 4 exons.